Closterium sp. Yama58-4 is the source of this 3445-nucleotide messenger RNA. The record is from the annotation of a GenBank genome assembly. NCBI's taxonomy places the organism in Eukaryota, Viridiplantae, Streptophyta, Zygnematophyceae, Desmidiales, Closteriaceae.
CCAUUAUGUGACGUGGGAAGCUACCACACGCAACGCUCGAGGCCUGUGCAUAACGGCAGGACGCCCAGAAACGCCUGUUGUUCGUUGCACCACUGCACUGCUCUCAACUGCACCACGCCCAGCAGCUCUCUCCCAUCGCCCCUCAUUAGCAUCGGAGCUGGCGGGCAUCUGGGUGGCGGGGGGCUCAUUCUUCGCCAGUGGGGAUGUCAACGCCGCUGCUGAAGAGAGCCAGGUGUUUGCAGAUCCUGAGGCAGCGGAUCAGGUGCUGACGAGUGGUGCCAACAUCCAUGUACUGGGACUCAACGUCACCACACAGGUCGCACUCACAGGUGCAGACCUUUCCUCCCUGUGCCCUCAAGUCACGUCAGCGUCGCCAGUAACAGGAGAGAGCGAGCACGGUACUGCGUCCUUAGUAGGAGCUGCGUCUGUAGGUGCAGAUACGAGCGAGAGUGAGAGAGAGCAUGCAGCUUCGCCCUCACCACCAGCAGCGUCUCUGGUGGGGCGCCUGGUGAAUGCAUACAGGGCCCACCACCAGCAGUCCGACCACAUGGAUGGAAUCUUCCUGCACGACGCGUGUGCAGUGGCAGCCAUCAUGGCGCCCUCACUCUUCUCCUUCAAGCGAGGCAGUGUGCGUGUGGAGUGCACUGGGGUGGGGAGCGGAUGCACGCUCAUGGACUACUCACUCAAGAAUUGGAAUGGCCCCAACCCAUGGGCGUCCAUCGCCAUCAGCCAGCCUUCCCUUAAAGCAGACGCUGCUCUUCUGGCCUCCCUUUCCCGGUUCAGACACCUGACUUCUCUCACGAUUAACAAGUGCGUUUUUGACAAGGACAAUGACGCGUUCCUUCGUGGCCUGGGAUCUGUCUGUCCAAGGUUGAUCUAUCUUGACCUGAACAACGGAGAUUCUCCAGGGGUGACGUAUGAAGGCUUAGAUGCGAUUUUCACAGGCUGCACUGCGCUGCAAUACCUCUCGCUUACCAUGAUGACAGUCAGUUCUGAUACGUUCGACCGUCUACCUGACUCUCUUGUGUCGAGCUUAAGUUCUCUCAAGGCGCUAACUAUCAGAGAUUGUCGAGACUUUAAUUUGCUCUCUGACUCUCUCUGCGAUCUUUCUAACCUCCGCACGUUGGUCCUCAAGGAUUGCUCAGCUCUUUGGGACCUUCCAGAGAGCAUGGAUCGCCUGUCGUCUCUGGAGCAUCUCGAGCUUCGGCUAGAAAGGCACACCAAAACGUGCCCCACGUACAGACCACCACCAGCUCUCAUAUUGCCCCUUACGCAUCUCCAUGCCUCCCUCUCACCCCUUCUUCCCGCCCCUUCUGCCCGCCCCUUCUGCCCCCCACUUUUCCCCGACCCUUCUCCCCCCACCUUCUUCCCCCCCCUUCUUCCCCCCCCUUCUUCCCGCCCCUUCUGCCCGCCCCUUCUGCCCCCCACUUCUCCCCGACCCUUCUCCCCCCACCUUCUUCCCCCCCCUUCUUCUCCCCCCUUCUCCCUGACCCUUCUCCCCCCACCUUCUUCCCCCCCCUUCUUCUCCCCCCUUCUCCCCGACCCUUCUCCCCCCACCUUCUUCCCCCCCCUUCUUCCCCCCCCUUCUUCCCGCCCCUUCUGCCCGCCCCUUCUUCCCACCCCUUCCACUCCGUCAUGUGAACCACACCUCCUCUUAGUUUCGGCACAUUUACAGCGCCCUCACUCUUCUCCUUCAGGCGAGGCAGUGUGCGCGUGGCGUGCACCGGGGGCUGUAGCAGUGGUAGCAGGCACGUGGCAGGGGGCACUCUCUCACAUGGCACUCUCUCACAGGGCACUCUCUCACAUGGCACUCUCUCACAGGGCACUCUCUCACAUGGCACUCUCUCACAUGGCACUCUCUCACAGGGCACUCUCUCACAUGGCACUCUCUCACAGGGCACUCUCUCACAUGGCACUCUCUCACAUGGCACUCUCUCACAGGGCACUCUCUCACAUGGCACUCUCUCACAUGGCACUCUCUCACAGGGCACUCUCUCACAUGGCACUCUCUCACAUGGCACUCUCUCACAGGGCACUCUCUCACAUGGCACUCUCUCACAUGGCACUCUCUCACAUGGCACUCUCUCACAUGGCACUCUCUCACAUGGCACUCUCUCACAUGGCACUCUCUCACAUGGCACUCUCUCACAUGGCACUCUCUCACAUGGCACUCUCUCACAUGGCGCCAUGUUACCUUUUUAGCAUGGGGUGCAUUCUCCUUUCUACCCUUUCUGUUGAGGGCGCCUCAGUGAAAGAAAACUUUCACAUCUGUACACUCUCUACCCUCUCCCUUCCUGCAUUUCCUCCCUCCUGCCUUCGCAUCAGUUGGAAUGGUCCCAACCCAUGGGUGGGGGUGCCGCCAGUGCAAGUGGCCAUGGCUGUUGAUGCUGCUGAGACGUCCAUCGCCAACAGUUCUCCCAGCCUUACAGCAGAUGCUGCUCUUUUGGUAUCCCUUUCCCGGUUCGAACAUCUGACUUCUCUCACGAUCAGCAAAUGCGUUCUCGACCCAGACGAUGAGGAUUUCCUCUACGGCCUAGGAUCCGCCUGUCCAAAGUUGACUUAUCUUGACCUGAACAACGAAGACGAACCAGGGUUGGCGUAUGAAGGAUUAGAUGCGCUCUUCACGGGCUGCACUGCGUUGCAGUACCUCUCGCUUACCAUGACGACAAUCUACGAAGACGGGUGUGAUUUGCCACCAUCCUUCUUCGGCCUUUCAUCCUUGACGGAGGUUACCCUUAAUUUCGAUUUGGCCUUUUUACCUGAUGAAUUCGACAAGCUAAGAUCCCUGACUAAGCUGGCACUCACCGUUCUGCACAAUGACCACCUCCCCGAAUCAAUUGCCCAGCUCACCAGAUUGACCGAGCUGCAGCUACUAAGAAGUUCGGGGCUCACGGACUUACCACAAAAUGUGGAUCGCCUGUCCUCGCUUGAGCAUCUCGAGCUGGGCCAACUUGAAAGCAUUACCCGCCUUCCUGAUACCCUCUCCAAGCUCACAAAUCUUCGCACUUUCUCCUUCAACUGCAACACAGUUGAGGCAGUGUCUCCAUCCCUCCUUCGGCACUGGAGCAGCCUUACGACUCUUGAGUUUGGGUGGCCAGCCAACUGCGUGACGUGCCAGGAGGAUCAAAGUGCUUUCACGAAGUCUAUUUGCCGGCUCUCGAAUCUGAAAACGCUGGUUCUGUUUGGCCUUUUGGACCUGUACGGGCUUCCAGAUGAGAUGGGAAAUCUUUCACAGCUGCAGCGGCUGACUAUCAGUUCGUGCCCUAAACUGAUGAGUGUGCCUGACUCCUUAAGCAGUCUCACCAGCCUCAAGACUCUCGUGGUCACUGCAUGCCCGAAACUUGCGCAUGCUGUGUAUGAUACAAUAUCCAAGAUUCCAAAUCUGGAGAGUGGACGUGUUGAUGGUAGGGAAUUAGGAAAUGGACUGUUUGGAAGGGGAGAGUGA